Molecule: messenger RNA, 1247 nt
Organism: Dendronephthya gigantea
Lineage: Eukaryota; Metazoa; Cnidaria; Anthozoa; Malacalcyonacea; Nephtheidae
Exons: 3
Coding region: 24-1247 (407 amino acids)
Source: RefSeq, a predicted model, not a curated record
AAGGGUUGUCCAAGGAGACUUGGAUGGUUGAAAUUGUAAAUGAACUCUCAACUAGAUGUCCCACUGUUGCUGAAAUCCUAUCAAGCUUGCUAAAUUGCUCCAUGUUGAACCUUGGAAAAAAGCUAUCCCUUAUUUGCUUGGUUUAUGGUAUUAUCAUGUUUAUGAGAUGUCAUGAACUGAGCAGAGUACAAAGGAUUAAUACUGUUCUCCUGACUGAAGGAAAAGCAUCAAGUAAUUUGUUUGAGCAACUUAACAAGUAUGGUUUCUGUCUAAGCAUUUCUAAAAAGUAUGUAGUCCUCGAUGACAUUGGGAAGCACUUUUUGGAUCAUGCUGUAGAAUUGCUAAAGUCUGGAAGGAAGUUUGUCUUUGUUGUUGACAACAUAGAUUGGGAGGAGAAGGUGCAUGAUAUGCGAGAGGUUCAUCAAAAUAAGAGUGUGCAUGCAGUUGCAACCAGCAUGGUGUUCACCAGAGUUUCAAGCGACCACCUUCCUGAUGACGGCCCUCAGAAAGAUAUAAGGACUUGCGACUUUCGUGAACUUGUUAGAAUAAAGGAGGAAGAAUUGAGGACGAUUCAAAAUCGAUACAGGAUACUAAUAGCAAGAACCCUAAUCACAAAGUUUCAAGAGUUUUCAAGCCUUAAAUCUUGUCUGUCUGAGGAACUUCUCCUUCAUCAUGAGAAUUCUGCAACAGCAUCACGGAAAUCAGAAAUUGUCACAAUGCCAGUAUUAAUGAAGGAUGAAAAAAAAUACAGUGAUUGUGUCGAUGUGUUAGAUCAGUUGGAAGAAUGGACCCAAGAAAUAUACAAGGCAAGUGGUAUGUGCAAAGAUCCGCCUGACCAGCCUUCUGUUUCCCCACCCUUGGUGGAAGUUCCAACUCGGCCAGAUCAACCUAGAUCCCACAUCCCACCAGCAUCAUCAAACUUUGACCCACUUCAAGAAGUAAAGAUUCCUUGUUUUGGUGAUGAAUUGACAAGAGUCAGGUUCGCUGGUGCACGUGAUCUACGUUCCGGUUGUCAUACUGCAAAGCAGCGUCUUGACCAUCUGUAUCCAUAUCGUAUUGUAGGAUGGCAUACGAAGAGGAGUUUUUUAAAGUCAGUCUUUAAACGGCUCUACAAAAAUUCUGGAAGAGAAAAUGGUACGUUGCGAUACUUCCGAGAAGUGCUCAAUCGAAGAAAUGUGACAGUUGAUGUCAAGCAUUAUGAAGACUGUGAACAACUCUUCAUGAGUGUUGGUCACUUUAUUUGGUAG